GUCGAUGGCCUUGGGGAGGGAGGAGCCUUGGUGGGACGAAGGGGCUUCUGGGCUGGGGAAUGGGAGAGAGACUUCCUUGGGGAGCGGAAUUCAGCUGCACGCUGGAGUCAGCUGGAGUCGCCCAGGCCCUGUGAGCAAAUGGCAGGCGUGCCCAGCUGCACUGGGGAGAAGGCUGUUCUCAAGGCCAAGGUCAUUUGUGGAGGGAGAACUGGAUGCCUGAUCAAAUCUGGGGCACAACUGGGAAACGUAGCAGGCAAAGCCUCCCAGGUGCCCUCCGCAUCACACCCCCUCCCUCUCACUUCCUGAGGGGGCCAGGAAGAACCUCCUUCCUCCUCUCAGAAGGGCUUAGACAGAGGCAGCAGCUCACAGGGCAUCUACUCUGCCUGCUUGCCCCGGGCCCACCUCAGCUCUGGCUCCUCCAGGCCUGCAAUGGACUCAGCAGCCAAGGAUGAGAUGCAGCUGGCGUUGUCCCCUGGUUAUUCCUGCCCAGGGCCUGAGUGGCCGGAGCAGGAGCGGGCAGAGCAGCUGGCCCGGGGUGCAGCGCUCAAGUGGGCCUCAGGCGUCUUCUACCGGCCGGAGCAGCUGGCCAGGCUAGGCCAGUACCGCAUCCGCGAGGUGCAGCGUACCUGCUCCCUGGAAGCACGCCUCAAGUCAGUGGUGCAGUCAUACCUGGAAGGCGUGCAGACUGGUGUGUGGCAGCUGGCCCGGGCCACUGAGGUGGUGCAGGGAACCCGGGAGGCCCUGAGCCAGGCCCGGGGGGUGCUCCAGGGCAUGUCCCAGGCCUUACAGACUCUAGAGCCCCUGCGGGAGCGGGUUGCCCAGCACAAGCAACUGCAGGCCCUGUCUCACUUGCUGCCUCGGCUGCGGGCAGUGCCAGCUGCAGUGGCCCACACACAGACUCUGAUUGAUGGCCAACAAUUCUUGGAGGCAUAUGUGAGCCUUCGAGAGCUGGAGCAGCUGCGAGAGGAUACGUGGGCACCCCUGGGGGGCCUGGAGUUGCCAGUCUUCCAGGGGCUGGACCUUCUGUUCGAGGCACUGGGCCAGGCUGUGGAAGCAGCUGCAGGGACCGCAGGGAAGCUGGCACGGGAGGACCCAGCCCUGCUGGUGGCUGCUGUGCGUGUGGCGGAGGUGGAGACUGGACGAACAACCCCCCUGGGCCAGGUCCCCCGGGACUGGCGUCAGCGCUGUCUGAGGGCACUACAGGAGGGCCUGGAGCGGGCCCACUUUGGGUCACCUCUGCUGCCUGCACCAGGGGCCCUACCAGGGUGGCUGGAGGCUCUGCGAGUGGCCCUGCCAGUCGAGUUGGUCACAGCUGAGGCACUAGUAGCGCCUUGCUGCCCGCCACACUACAACGUGGUCCAGCUAUGGGCCCACACGCUGCAUAGUGGUUUGCGCCGCAGCCUGCAGAACCUCCUUGCAGGGCCUGAGCUAGAAGCUGCGGAUGCCUUCGCCUUGCUGCACUGGGCACUGCAUGUGUACCUGGGGCAGGAAAUGAUGGGGAGCCUGGAGUUGGGGCCUGAGGCUGAUGUGUCCCAGCUGGAGCCCCUUCUGACCUUGGAGAACAUUGAGCAGCUGGAGGCAACAUUUGUGGCCAACAUCCAGGCAAGUAUGUCUCAGUGGCUGCAGAAUGUGCUGGAUGGGGAGGUAGCUGAGUGGGGCCGGGAGCAGGGGCCCAACACAGACCCGUCUGGCUCCUAUUACUCACCAAUGCCAGCCAUCGUGCUGCAGAUCCUGGAAGAGAACAUUCGUGUGGCCAGCCUGGUCAGUGAGUCACUGCAACAGCGAGUGCACGGCAUGGCACUGUCAGAACUGGGCAUAUUCUUGAGGAGCUUCAGUGAUGCUCUGAUCCGAUUCUCCCGAGACCACUUAAGGGGGAAAUCAAUGGCCCCACAUUACGUGCCCUACCUACUGGCCGCCCUCAACCACAAGUCAGCACUCAGCUCCUCAGGGUCUGUCCUACAGCUGGACGGAGCGGCUUCAGGGGCCUUGGCUCCAGUGGAAGCUGCGCUGGACGAGUUGCAGAGGAGGAUCUACCGCCUGGUGUUCGAGGCGCUGCAGGCGGAGCUCCAGCCCCUGUUCGCGGAUCUGCCCUCGCGCCAAUGGCUGUCGAGCCCUGAGCUGCUGGAAAGUGUGUGUGAACGGACAGGGCGCUUCUGCCGGGACUUCUGGCGCGUGCGGAACCCCACAGUUCAGCAGCUGCUGCUGGCUGAGGCCGAGCGCGCCGUGGUGCUCCAGUACCUGAGCGCGCUGAUGCAAGGCCGCCUGGUGUGCCGCGGAGCCGACGAGAGGACACAGGCGGCCGAGCGCCUGCGGCACGAUGCUGCCCAGCUUCAGCAGCUUUUCCUCAGUUUGGUGAGAGCUUCUUGGGUGGGCAGACGGGCGUGUCUCAGUGGUUGGGUGGGAGACGAGGGCUGCCGCGAGACCCUACCCCGACGUGCUCAGGGCCUGGAGGAGAAAGCGCACUGCGCGCCGGUGCUGCUCGCCCUGAGAGAGCUGCUAAACCUCCGCGACCCCGCGCUGCUGGGCCUGGAGGUGGCUGGCCUGCGGCAACAAUUUCCCGACGUGAGGUGCGGACUGGGGGCCAAAAGGGAGGAGAAGCCGGAGGGCGGGAAGGACGGGGCUGACACGCCUCCUUGGUGCCCCUGCAGCGAGGACCACGUCUCCGCCCUCUUGGGCCUGCGCGGGGACUUGUCCCGGGAGCAGCACCUGGCCGCGCUCAGCUCCCUGCAGGCUGCGCUGCCGCCCUCGCCCCGCGCAAGCAGCCGCGUCCUCUUCAGCCUCGUGCCCGCGCCCGCGCCCGCGGCGGCCUCCUGCCUGCCCUCGGGGUCCUGCGCCCGAGCCCUGCUGCUCGCAGAAUAAACCACGGCUCCCGGACGCCUGAGUCUGUGUGUGUUGGGGAAGAUGAGAUGGAAUAAAAGUGCCCACGAGGGUUGAGGGAA
This is a messenger RNA of Symphalangus syndactylus (siamang), 2939 nucleotides long. RefSeq names its product exocyst complex component 3 like 1 (gene EXOC3L1). Lineage: Eukaryota; Metazoa; Chordata; Mammalia; Primates; Hylobatidae. Gene Ontology annotation, molecular function: SNARE binding. The record is from RefSeq and is a predicted model, not a curated record. Gene Ontology annotation, cellular component: exocyst. Gene Ontology annotation, biological process: exocyst localization; exocytosis.